Messenger RNA from Cladophialophora psammophila CBS 110553, 324 nucleotides. RefSeq lists its product as uncharacterized. NCBI's taxonomy places the organism in Eukaryota, Fungi, Ascomycota, Eurotiomycetes, Chaetothyriales, Herpotrichiellaceae. The annotation marks the transcript as partial. The transcript has a single exon. The record is from RefSeq and is a predicted model, not a curated record.
UGGCUACGAGAUUGUUCACAAAAACACGCGCUAUGCCGGCCGCCUCAAAUUAAUAUGGUGCGCCCAAUUCUUCUUGUCGAUGUCAUUGCUCGCAGUUUGAUCAAAUACUCACCGGCUCAAAAUGGCCGUUGCAACUACGUGGCACUAAGUUAUAUCUGGGGGAAUGUUCACCAGGAACCUGCAAAGCUCGGUCAGUUGCCCCAAAAUCUUCCGCAAACAAUUGAGGAUAGUAUCGAAGUGGUAAAAUCACUCGGUCAACGAUAUCUGUGGGUGGAUUCAUUAUGUAUCGACCAGGCUGAUGAGGAGGGGAAAGCGCGUCAAAUA